AUGCACAUCAAGGUCGACAAGGAGAAGCCGGAUGGUGCGUUUGAGAAGUAUGUCAUGGACACGGUGUACGAUGGCGAGGAAGGGUCUGAUGUCUUUCAGGUCCCGCCGCAUUGGCACAAGUAUCAUGAUGAAUACUUGACCGUGUUGGAGGGUCGCAUCGAAGCUAGCCUCGAGGGGAAAGGGACGACGGUGCUCAACGCGGGCGAUGAAGCCUUCUUCGUGCCGCGACGGCAUGUGCAUAGUCUGAAAGGCUUCAAGGGCGAGAAGACCGUGCUUAGAGAGACGGCGGUUCCAGCGGAGACUUGGGGUCUUGAGAAAGCUUUGUAA
Molecule: messenger RNA, 327 nt
Organism: Exophiala spinifera
Lineage: Eukaryota; Fungi; Ascomycota; Eurotiomycetes; Chaetothyriales; Herpotrichiellaceae
Exons: 2
Coding region: 1-327 (108 amino acids)
Source: RefSeq, a predicted model, not a curated record